This is a messenger RNA of Xyrichtys novacula (pearly razorfish), 14210 nucleotides long. The record is from the annotation of a GenBank genome assembly. NCBI's taxonomy places the organism in Eukaryota, Metazoa, Chordata, Actinopteri, Labriformes, Labridae.
AUGGCUCCGAUGGGUAUCCGAUUGUCUCCGCUCGGUGUGGCGGUGUUCUGCCUCCUCGGAGUCGGUGUCAUCUACCACCUGUAUGCCGGGGUGAUCUCCAGCCGCCUGGCCGCCUUCAGAUCAGACUCUGGUCUCAGUUUCAGGUAACACCACUUGACCUCUCAUUACCAUUCCACACUGCAUGGACUGAUAUAAACCCUGACCAGCUAUAAUCUUAGGAACACUGACAUUGGUGUGUGUGUGUGUGUGUGUGUGUGUGUGUGUGUGUGUGUGUGUGUGUGUGUGUGUGUGUGUGUGUGUGUGUGUGUGUGUGUGUGUGUGUGAGAGAGAGAGAGAAACAAAUUCCAAGCCUUAGGUUUGUGUUGACAUGAUCUGACAGGUGAAUACUGAACUUUUCAGAAUCAUAUUGUUCAUUCAGACGUUCGACAUUCAGACAGGUUUUUAAUUAUAUUCUUAUAACAUAUCUUUAUCUAUUUUGUUUUAUAUAUUUUUAUAUAAAAAGACAGCAGCCUACUAAAAUCGAGUACCAAAACAGGAAAAAAGGAAACUGUACUCCUUCUACUCAGAUAGUAACCAGAGGCAUAUCCGAAACUGAAGACUAGUGGUUGACCAGAUGCCGUUUUUCAAUGGCCAAUGUCAAUACCGGUUAUGAGAGAGCAGGUUGGCUGAUAUACAGUAUAAUGUUGGUAUCACAAUAUGGUCUGUCUUUUAUUCCAUUUAAAUUCUGUUUUACAAAGUCAAUCAUACCGAACAAAUUACAAAUAUUCUGAACUUCAAUUAACAUUUGCACAAAUAACUAUAGAUGGAAUAAUGCUUUCUGGGAGAAAUAUCACCACACCUAACUUUUGGAAUUCUUUCCUCGAAUCCGACAUUGUUAUUCUAGACUUUAUAAUCAAAUUCAAAAUGACAUUUAUCAGCACGAUUAAUUGGCCAACAGGUUAACUGAGCUGUUUUUAUUAAAGAAAAAAAAAUAAAACAAACAAAAACGAAAAAAAGGUCAUGAAAACAUUCCCAAAUGAGUCUUAACAUAAGGCAUGCCAGUGGUUUACCUCCUGAAAUCAAUUUGUCAGGGUUGUACUAUCAGGUCCCUUUCUAUAGACUAAGUUUUCAUGGUGCACAACAGCCUGUUUCUUCUUUUUGUUUUUCUUUGUCCUUUACAUCUUUGUCUUCAUGAUAUUUUUCUUCUUUGUCUAUUUCUUGUUUAGCUUCUCUUUCUUCGUCUUUUUCCAUAUCUUCUCCUUCAUGUAUUUCUUCCUUUUCUUCUUCAUCUUCUUGUUCGUCUUUGUGGUGUAUUGUGAAGAGUGGUUCACUUAAUGCUUAGUGAUACUAUGGAAAUGUAAUGAUGAAAGAUGCCUGCCAACAUGGAAGGGGUUUGAAUCUUUAUUUAGAUAUAGAAAGCUCAUUACAAAGUACAAAAACUUUUUUUUCAUAUUCAGAUGUAUGUACACUAACUUGAAAAGUACUAUAUUUCAUUUCUGCCAAACUUGUACUUCCAAAUGCUGCUAAAUAGCACACACUUUACCUUUUAUACUUGUUUUUUUUUUAUUUGAGUUUGUCAAUGCAAGCUAGACUAUUUGAUUUAUUUGAUCAAUUCUAGUUUCUGUCACUUGCAUUCCUUGUAGUUCACUAUGCUUGCUGUGAAGAAAUGUAAAAACUCAUAUUUGAUGUACCCCUUUGAUAAAGGAGAACCGUAGACAUGAGGGACCUGCUGGCUGUCUCAGUGGAAGCUGCGGUAUUAGGUGGCAAAGAGGUGAGAUAUUCUGCUCAGUUAAAUUGGUGUUGAAAAGGUUUAGAGUUUGUUUUGUCAGCGCCUCACAGUGGUCACCUGUUUUUAAAAAAACUUGUACAAAGGAGGGAAGUUUUUUUUAUUUUAUAUCUUGAAGAUGUUUUGCUUUAGGUAAAAUCAAAACUUUGUAUUCCAGACUUCAAAUUAAAGUCAAAGAAUGAUAAAGACACAGCAUCUAAGGGAGCUGGAUUAUGCUUCAAUGCUUGCUCCAAUUUGGCUGGUUUUGUAGAAAAGAGUAACAUAAGGAAGAGGAGGAUUAAUUUGUAAUACAUUUUACAUGCAAGACUUUAUAGACCAUUGAAGUAAACUGACUGUUUAUGAAACUCUGGAGAUAAUAAUUACAAAAAAAGUUUACAAGUUGUACUGUUGUCACAAUCGAAAAAAGGUUGAAAAUUGGGAAAACUCAAGGGCCCUCAUUUAACAAGCUUGUGUACGGCAGAAAACUUACAUAAACCUUGCAUACGUAAGAUGCGACAUGGGGAUCGGCAUUUUUCAAUCUGCAUGUGAGCUUACGCUACGACCAAAUCUCACGACAGGUCUGAGUCGUCUGACAUUGUGUACGCAAGUUUGAGUCAGUGUGUAUUUGCGGUGCAGCAAAUGUCUGUCUCAAAAUAAUUGAUAAACAAACCUCAAACCUGUCAUUAAGCACAAGCAGACAGAUUUCCUUAAAGAUAAAGACUUAAAUUGAAAUAGAAUAAAAUAAAUUUGUUAUGUCCUUAGUGAAUAGGUCUAUUUGAUAACUCUGCCCAGAGACACUGCCAGGAGUGCCGUUUCAACAUUACGCACACACAUGCCACUGUGGAGCGCUGCGUUUGACUCCUAAAAGGCAGGUGUCUCUGUCUUGGUCCAACAGCGGGGACAUUGUUGUACACUCCUGAAAGGGUGUGGGACAUCAUUUUCGGCCAGUACAGUUUUGCACAAUGUUGCUCUGGUGAAUGGAGUGCCGUUGGCUGUGCCGGUGCAACGUGAGGACCCGAUGCCCGGAGAACAGUAACGAGGAGAGACUCCUCAAAGGUGCUGUACAGAGGAGACAGGAACUUUUCGAUGGAUUCUGACAUGUAAAGUAUAAGUUUAGAAAGUGCUCUUGCUAUUUAAUCAGUGAUAAUAGAUCCAAUAGAAAUCCAUAAAAAUGUGCCUCAGGGGCAGCAACACACCGUUUGGUGACGUUAAUAAUUUUUGUUGAGCCUCUGUCAGACUCUCCAGUCUGCUCUACAUUACAAAGACGCAACAAAUUAAAACUAAAUACUUUCAGUAAUUGGAGCAACGUACCCUAUGUCAGGGCAAUAAAAAAAUAUGAGGCAUGUAUGAGAUAUUAAUUUAUCAUCAUGAGCAACUUAUUGACGAAUGAUUUAUUCAAACUUUAGCCACUGUCCGCUAUUUUGCGGCAGCGCUGUUCACCGCCACCAUAAUGCUGCUCCAGACAGGAGUUUUCUGGACUGCUUCUAUACCAGUUUUGAUGUUUCUAAAGAGCAAAUCCUUGUUAGUUUCCACCACAGAUGUGAGGAUAUCCACUUUCAGCUCAGAAAAGUUUCGAAUCUCUCUAAUAUUUCUACUCUGUCAUGUUUGACCUCAGUGGGUGAGGCUUCUGAACCACAAAUAUUUAAGGGCGUGACAUGUUAAUGACGAUUGAUUUCAGCCGCCACGUUUAUCAAGACCCGAUCAAACGUAUGCUGGGAUUGGUCAGAUACAAACCCUUUCAUAAAGCUCACGUGUCCUAUCGCACGAUGAAUCCUGCGUUCAGAUCUGUGCUCAGUUCUACACAAGAUUGAUAAAUGAGGGCCAGUGUGUUUUUAAUGUUGUUUGGAAAGACACUCCAACUGUACAUCCCUUGGGGUUUUUGAAAGGUUGGACUGUGUUGGAUAUGAGUAUUUUUUACUUCUUCUCCCAAGGUGAAGACUGUUCGUGAAGAAAACAACCUGAAGGAGAAGUCAAAAGGCAAGACAAGGGAGGGAGCCAGUGAGCCGCUGACCCUGGGCGACCUGCAGUCACACAGAAAAAUGUUCAACCUCAUAAAAAACACAUUCCCUGACAUCACGGUGAGCCCACCCACUUACUUAAGACCAAAACCAGUAAUGUUACAGAAUAAAAGGACUUGUUUGUCUGCUGAAGAUGAGCAGUGUUACUUCUCUUAGUUAUCCAAUCUGUGUUAAACGUACAGUCAUCAUGAACUGGCAUGUAGGUCUCGUCAGAAUUCAAAGUUUUUUUCACAUUAUUAUUACAUCUUGUCUGGAACCUCCUAGCUUAUUGUUUUAGUGCUGGUUUUGUAAAGUGGACAUGUGCUGCAGUCGCAGUGCAAGACGUGGAUCAAGGCUCACAUUAAACACUUUGACUUGGUAGUGCUGGAGUCCCCUUCUUCAGAAAAUUAGAAGCAUCAGUAAGGAUAGAGGAAGCACCUCAAUCACUAUAUACAUAUCAGCAACAUGGGUUUAAAUGACGUGAAGGCACACUCUUCUGCGGCAACAGUAUGGGUGGUGUUAAAUUACACUUUCAGCUUGUACCGAAUUGAGCAAUACAGUCAGCAGCAUCCUGACAAAUCAACUGAACCUUCUGUACCAUGCUUGCUUGGUCAAGAUCUUCUGUUAAGAUUUGGAGAAUCUGCUGUGAACGAAGGGUUUACUGUACACUGUGUGCACAAUUAUUAGGCAAGUGAGUAUUUUGAUCAUAUCAUCAUUUUUAUGCAUAUUUUCCAACUCCAAGCUGUAUAAACUUGAAUGCUUAUUGGAUAUAAGCAUAUCAGGGAAUGUGUAUUAGUGUAAUGAGGGAGGCUGGGGCCUAAGGAGAUCAAAACCCUAUAUCAAGGUGUGCAUAAUUAUUAGGCAGCUUCUUUUCCUCAGGUAGAAUGGGCCAAAAAAGAGAUUUAAGUGACUCUGAAAAGUCAAAAAAUGUAAAAAGUCUUUCAGAGGGAUGCAGCACUCUUGAAAUUGCUUAGAUUUUUGGGCGUGAUCACAGAAUCAGCAAACAUUUUGAUGCAAAUAGUCAACAGGGUCGCAAGAAAUGUGUUAAGAAAAAAAGAGGCAAAUUAACUGCCAAAGAUUUGAGAGAACACAAACGUAAAGCUACCAGGAACCCAAUAUCCUCCAGUGCUGUCAUAUUCCAGAACUGCAACCUACCUGGACUGCCCAGAGGUACAAGAUGAUCAGUGCUCAGAGACAUGGCCAAAGUAAGGAAGGCUGAAACCUGACCACCACUGAACAAGACACAAGUUGAAACGUCAAGACUGGGCCAAGAAAUAUCUGAAGAGAGAUUUUUCAAAGGUUUAAUGGACUGAUGGGAUGAGAGUGACUCUUGACGAACCAGAUGGAUGGACCCGUGGCUGGAUCAGUAAUGGGCACAGUGCUCCACUUCCAAUCAGACACCAGCAAGGUGGAGGCGGGGUACUGGUAUGGGCUGGUAUUAUUAAAGAUGAGCUAGCUGGACCUUUUGGGUUAAAGAUGGACUUAAAAUCAACUCCCAAACCCAAUGCCAGUUUUGAGAAGACACUUUCUUCAAGCAGCGGUACAGGCAAAAGUCUGCAUCUUUCAAGAAAACCAUGAUUUUUAUGCAGGACAAUGCUCCAUUGCAUGCAACAAAGUACUCCACUAUGUGGCUCGCCAGUAAAGGCCUUAAAAACGAAAGAAUAAUGACGUGGCCUCCUUCUUCACCUGACCUAAACCCUGUAGAGAACUUGUGGGCCCUUCUUAAACUGGAAAUUUACAGUGAAGGAAGACAGUACACCUCUCUGAACAGUGUCUGGGAGGCUUUGGUUACUGUAACACAAAAAGUUGAUCGUCAACAGAUCAAGAAACUGAAAGACUCCAUGAAUGAAAGGCUUAUGACUGUUACUGAAAAGAAGGGUGGCUAUAUUGGUCACAGAUUUUUUUUUUUUUUUUAAUUUCAACAAUUUUUAUUUGUAAAUUGAGUUGUUUGUUUAUCAUUCUCACUUUAACAAGUGAAAAUAAAAAAGUGAGAUGGAAAAUUUUUCAUUUUUAAUUUAGUUGCAUAAUAAUUCUGCACACUAUAGCUGCCCCCAAUAAUUGUGCACACAUAGAUAUUCUCCUAAGGAAGCCAAAAUCUCACUUUUACUCCCUUAAAUAUUAAGGUUUGAGGUUUAUUAACAUUUUGGAUUGACCGAGAGCACUGUAGUUGUUCAAAAAUAAAGUUUAUCCUCAAAAAUACAACUUGCCUAAUAAUUGUGCACACAGUGUAAAGAAACAGCAUUGUGCCAUUUUUAUAUAUUUAUUUUUUAUUUUCAUUUAUUUUUUUAAAGGGGGGGGGUGUGUGGUUUUUUUUUAGCCGCUAUACUUCCUCUCGAAUACCCCUUUGAUAUCUUUACAUGAUUUUCAGAUUUAAAAAAACCUUGUAUUUUUCUCUGGUAUAUUCAAAUAUCACAAUUUCAGCCUCUAUCUAAACACUUUGUUUUAGCUGCUGUCUCUUUAAGCUUUUGCCAAUAUUUGAUACACUGAUACUGUUAAGCUUCACUCAGGCAGAUUAAACAUCCUUUAUUGGGCUUGGACAUGGUUCACUACAUAUAGGAUAGACAGAUUUAUUCACAAAGUUGAUCAGAGCACAAAUAUCUCUCAAGCCUUGCUCUCUGUUAGGACAGAUUUUUGUUACUAGUUCUUAAAAUGAUUUGACUUUGGAGGUGUAGCUUAAGAGCUGUGAAUUCACUUUGAGAGACACAACCAAGUCUUAGAAUGCCAGGGAAAAAACUCAGUGUUUGUUUUGGUUUCACUCUGGAUAAAAUGUAGGUUAUUCUCUUAUUCAAACUCAACCCUGUGUAAACACAAUAUGUAACCCAGCAAAUAAUUGACGUCAUCAUGAGUAUGUACUGCACAAUAAGAUAAUAUCAAUAUGAUGAGAGCACUGCUGAAAACCUUGAAAUCCUAACUUUUAUGUGAUGUGAGAAGUGGACGGUCACAUCAUUCCUGAAUUUUUCUCUAUUACACUUGAGUAAAGAACUCAAAACUUCAAAAAAUUCCUUUCCAUUCUGAUAAGCCCAUAGCUCGGGACUCAUAUUUUGUCUGCAUGUGUCGGCAGGUGAACAGUGAGGAGCAUGACAAUGUUGUGGACAAAGUAACGUGGAGCCGUGACAUCCCAGGAGACAUACUGGACAAGAUAGUGGGCGGCAAGGAAGUUCCCACUGAGAGUGUCACUGUGUGGAUCGAUCCUCUGGAUGCUACACAGGAAUAUACAGGUGUGCAUGUGCCUGACCUCCAAUUAUUCUGUUACAUACUCUGUUAGACGUACAGUAUUAGUUAAUGAAUGAAAUCAGAUUUUAAAUAAAAGAAUCAAAUCUUGUGCAGUGUAGCAACUCAUAAUGUCAUAAUGCUUAUGAUGUGAUAAAAUCAUGAAUGCACAACAUAAUAGUGUCUUUGUGUAUAAUGUAAUUAUUUAACUAUUUAUUACAUUCUGAAUGUUAUGACAUUUAAGUUAUUACAUGAUUAGCCUUUAUUACAUUUUGAGUUGCUACAUCCUGCUUCUGGAGUAGCACUUAUCUUUUCAAGAAAUAGGAACAGAUUGAAACUUGUAAACAGAUGACGUGAAAUAGAUGAUCACCUUUUACAGAUUCAACAUGCAUGAAAAGUUCAUGUUUUUCUUUACUUUGACAUUGGCUUGCACUUUAUAGAGCACUGAAUGUGCUUGAUACAAAAAGGAUGUUGUCUGCACACUCACCUAAAACAGUCACAGUUUAAACAUUGUCAUCUGACAUAUAUCUGUGACCUCACUAGCUUAGGAGCCCAUCCAGAAAGCAACUUCAGGGUUUUCAGUCCUACGAGGAUGGUCACCUCUUGCUGGCGUAGGUCACCAUGGCAACUUUCAUCAAACACCUAACCUGCUCUGGAGCAGGUAAUGGUCAGGCUAAGAGAUCAGUUUGUGGAAAACUCAGCCUGCUGACCAGCCAAGUUGCUUGAUUGAGGAGCUCUGUGAUGGUUACAAAGGAGAAAGUGAGGCAGGACAUGCAUAUCUCUGUGUAAAAGUUCUUCAGUCUGUUAUUUAUUGGGAUUUCCACUCUUCAACAGCGACCUAACAGGCAAACAUCAUAGAAGACAGAUUACGUGUGCUUAUUGCCUUGAAUCAUGUUGUGUUAUUCAUUUGUGUCAUCUCCAUAUCGCUCCUUUUGAUACUAUCAGGACUACAGGCUAAAUAUAAAAUGUAAAACUGUUAUACACACCACAGGAAUGAAUCACAGUAACAAAUUACUUAGUGGCCUACUAAAGGGAAAGGGCCAUUCUAAGUCUUAACUUGUGCAUUUGCUUCAGGCGUUUUCCAUCUGACAUUUCUCUUCUCAUUUUGCAAGCUCGGCUGUUUGGAUUGGAAUCUAAAUUAUGUGUUAAAAUUCAAUCUUUUUCAGUGAUAUUAUAGUUUGCUCUGUGUUUGGAAAAUAGAAGGAUUAGGUUUAGUUACUGCACUUGUAGUCUGAGGUAUGUUUCUGUAUGUUUGUUUAGCCGUUAUUGACUGAACACACAUUUCCCUCCACUGCAGCAACAUUUACAUAAUAAUCUAGUUGAUCUCACACACCCGGGAGCAUCCCAAUUCAGCUCCUGUUGAUGCUGUCAGCAAAACAAACAUCUCUCUGUCAGUUUGUUUGCUGUGCUUCAAUGCUAAAUUUGCCAAUAUGUGGCCAAAUUCUGUGCAUGAGGGUAAAGUGAUGAUUGAUGUUGCAGAGUGUGUGAGGGUUUGGUGUAUCUGUUCUUGCUAAAGAACUAGAGAUUAAAGGGAUAUUCUGGCGUAAAUUUAAUUUAGGGUCAAACACAGCUCAAUGCUCAGAACUGCAUCUAACUUCAUCAACAGUAUAGUAUACAUAUAGGGUCCCAGCCGUAGCACUAGCCACCAAACAUCUUUUUAGCUUUGCCUGAUUUCUUUAGCGAAGAGACCAAACACAACUCACCUAUUCUCUUCCAGCAGACGCUUGUUUGUGGGGGAGCCCUUAGACAAGCAUUACUGAGUGCAGCGGGGUGACACAGCAGACCAAGACGCUAAGGCAGAAGAACUACAGAGUCUGCAGUGCACAUACAAGAUACACAAGAACUCUGAUUGCAUUUCCAUGAAGUGAUGAUCAUAAAUGUUCUUCAUUGAGCUGCAGAACUCAGCUGCACUUGUUGAUAUAACUAGAGAAGUUUGUGGAACUAGAGAAGCAAGCAGUCAGCAACAUUCAUCUCUGGAGAGGAUGCCUAACUCAGUGUUAUGGUGUGUUUGACCAUAACUUAAAUUCAUGCCAGAAUAUCCCUUUAAAUACUUCCUUUUAAACACCUUUUUAUUGUAUUUAUCAUGAUUCAGAGUUUAAAGGUCUAUAAGAGCAUAUGUAUCCACAUACGUACAGCAUGGUGUCACAGACUUUGACAUCUUUCUGUUCCUGCCCUUAUCCUCUUUCUCACCUCUUUCUUUCUCUUUAUCUUCAGGGCUGCUUGUUUAUGAAAAGCUUCUUUUCCAGUGGACCCACCCUCUUCAACGUCUAAACCCCCCCCCCCUCUCUUUAUCUUCAGGGCUGCUUGUUUAUGAAAACCUUUUUCCACGAGUAUGCCCACCCUCUUCACCAUCUCAUCUUUCUCUCUCCACAGAGAAUCUGGUGAAGUACGUGACAACCAUGGUGUGUGUUGCUGUAGAUGGCAAACCAGUCAUUGGGGUGAUACACCAGCCGUUCACUGCAUUCACAGGUGUGUGUGUGCGUGCGUGCGUGCGUGCGUGCGUGCGUGCGUGCGUGCGUGCGUGCGUGCGUGCGUGCGUGUGUGUGUGUGAAAGAGAUAAAGACGCCUUCAUGAUUUUGACCUCUGCUGAGUUCGACUCCCAGAGUUGCUCUUUUGAAAAGGAAAAAAAAACAAAAGUUUAUUUAAGUUUUGCAUUUUCACUUCCGACACUACAUACUAAUAGAUUUUGUUGGUUUUUGAUGGAGUAAGGACUUCAAAGUUUUCAUCUUUACCACCUUGGUAUAUAUUUACAGUAACCAUAAUAAAAGUUGUCAUGUUGGUCAACAAAACAUGUUGAUUCCAUCCCUCCAUGGCCUUCGUCUCUUCCUCUCUCUUUCUCUCGCAGCCUGGGGGUUUGUAGGUCAGGGGUCAAACAUUCGGCCACGGUCCUCCUACAGUAUCAGUCCUCCUAAGGUGAUUGUAUCACGGUCACACUCUGGAAAAGUAAAAAAUUUUAUCCAGGAUGCGUUUGGAAAUGGCACAACAAUCAUACCAGCAGGUGGAGCAGGUGGGUGGAGCAUGUUUUUCCAUUUAUUUAUUAGGAUGAAAAGUUUGAAAGAAGCUAAAAAGAAAGCAUAUGUGCAAUCAUGAUAUCAUGUGAAAGCAGGUUGUUCUAUAGUUAUGCUGCCAGCUAUUUGGGUGAAUUUUUAAUUUUCCCUUGAUUUAAGGGGACUGUGUUUCUCAAAUAGGGUUCCAUGUCAAUUCAACCAAGAAUCUCCACUCACGUCACAGAUUUUGAUGAAAUUUGGUGUAGUGAUUGGCCUUCAGUAGAAACUGUCAGAGCUCAAAUAUUUUUGUUCAAAGCCAUCUAAUUAGUGAGAAAGGGGCUAAUGAAUUUUUGGCUAACUAGCAUGACAUGCGUUACAAAAGUGUUCAUAUCUCUGGAAGUAUGACACCUAGAGAGCUGAUUCGGGUGUCAUUUUAAAGCUCUCUUCAAGUUCUAUCUCUUUGUUCAUAACAUUUUUUCCCAAAUUGGACCAGAAAAAAAAAAAGACCAAAAACAAAUUGGAAAUAGCAAAAAACGCUCAUCCUUCAAUUUUCUUCAUAUUCACACUAAAGAAAGACUAUCAUGUCCACUAGCAUCCCUGCAAGUUUCAGGAUAGGCAUUCCAUAACUUUUUGAGUAAUCAGUCAAAAUGUGUGGUACGUUAGUUCGAAAAUCACCAUAUUUGGGGUCGGGAGAUUUUUUUUUUUUUUAUUAUUAUCAUGUGAUUGACUUAAUACGCAAACUGAGCACUUCAGAAAUCGGCCCUUUUAAUGACACUUGGACGGUCAGGAAAUCCUCCUGGCUGACGAGAACCAAUCAAAGGCCAAACUGCGUUCCAUUAUUCCAAUCAUGCGCACACUCUUCACGUGUACUCGGAGUGCUUGGAGAGCCUGUGGUAGCAUUGCAAAGCUGCAAGAACCAGAAGCAGGACUUAUCCACGCCAGUGUUGUGCCGUAGAAUGCACCCCUGCCGUAGAAUGCCCCCCCGACGAGAGCGCGGUUAAAAGUACAUAACAAGGCGAAAUAAUCCAAGUUUUCCUUACUGUUGGAUGGAUUCAAAAGCGUGUGCCUUUAAUGAUUUCAUUCAGGUUAUUCAGAUAAGCCGAAAACAAUAGCCCUCUGAUUCAGAAUAUUUGCUGUCCCGAAAGUAUAUUUUUCUACCUUGACAUCUUGCUGUACAGUUUAUAUACCCAAGUACACCUCGAUAUGUGCAUUUUUGAGACACAUUAAAACAGAACGAAAGUUUGCUAGUAGUCAUGAUCCAAAUACUCGUGUCUUUGUAAAAUACGAGAUCAUUUUCUUCCACUUAAGAAGCUAAUGAGUGGACGGGAUGCAGGGGUGUAUUCUACGGCACAACACCGGGGACAAGGCAGACCAGAGCGUAGCGUACACAUUUACCUGCAUUUACCAGCAGAUUGAAUUUGGUGAGUAAUGGUUUCAAUCGUUUUCAUAUUUUGUGGUAUAACAAAGUUACUGCCGUUCGCUACAGCUUGCGUUGAACACUGCCAGAGCUAGCCAAAUCUCCGGUGAAAAAAUAGCUCCCGUUUGCUUGAUUUUAAGUUAGUGUCAAGCUUGUGUAGUUAACGGUAACAUAAAAGAAGAAACACAAGCUUCUUUCGAAUAUCUCUGUAAUUGGUAUUUCAGGGACGUGUGAGGAUAAUAUUCACGUGAGGGGAUGAAAAGUCUGAAGGUGAAGUGGUAAACUAGUCUAGAACUUGUUGUCCUAUGCUUUGGCCCAUUCUUGAAGCCUUUUGUGACAAAAUAAAAACAUGUGAACCCUGGUCUUUUUUACACUCCUUUUCGCCGCUGAUGUUAUUUAUUGAUUCAUUAAAACAUAAUGGUUUUGAGCCAUCUAAAAUAGCGUAAGCGGGCGUCUCACGUUUACUGCUCUGGCUCCAUCCAUUGACAAGACGGGGCGUCAAUUUUUCAGCGCAACAUUAACGUGAGAAAAGACAACAGGGAAGAGUGUGUCACGAAAGGCUUGCCGCGUGUUUAGACCAAAAGCUACUAAAGCUGUUGUGUAAAUCGCUAUGUUGCUAUUAUUUUUAUAUGGCUGUCAAGAGACUGGGAGUGCUCAGCAGGCAAAGAAGCAGGCUGCUGAAAGUGAGAAGCACGCAAGGCUGAGGCAUGUGGCCACUCAGCGUAAAAGGCCAUGGAGGCUCUGGCGGCCCAGGCAAAAAGAAAAAAAAAAAGUGAUCAAUUGGACUUGGUAUUGGAUCUGUUGGAAUUGCAUGUAUUGUUCUCCAGUCUUACAGGGCAUACAUUGAUCUAAAGUACAGGAUAUUAAGUCUUUAUUUUUUCUAGUCUGUUUUCUUUUUUUCUCUUUAAUUUAUUAUUGUUCAUAUGGCCUUGUACAAACAGUUUUGAACACCUCUCUCUGACUCAUCUAACUCAUUUAGCUUCUGUGAAAGUAAACUUUGUUUCUAAAUAAAACAUGGCCAGCACAAGGUGUGUGUGUGUGUGUGUGUGUGUGUGUGUGUGUGUGUGUGUGUGUGUGUGUGUGUGUGUGUGUGUGUGUGUGUGUGUGUGUGUGUGUGUGUGUGUGUGUGUGAGAGAGAGUGAGUGAGAGAGAGAGAGUGAGUGAGUGAGACUUGGAGUGUUUUUGGCGCCUCCUGCAGAUCACUGAAACACAGUGUGGGUGGACAGAGCUCAAUAUUUUGUUGGGUUGUACAGUGUACCGGAACGUAUUUCCUCUGUACCCUUCUCACCUUUUCAACCCCUGACCCAUUUUCAUGCCUGUGUAUAAUGUGCCAAAUAUGGCGAUUUUCGACCUAACGUACCACACAUUUUGACUGAUUACUCAAAAAGUUAUGGAAUGCCCAUCCUGAAACUUGCAGGGAUGCUAGUGGACAUGAUAGUCUUUCUUUAGUGCGUAUAUGUAGAAAACUGAAGAACGCGCGUUUUUUGCUAUUUCCAAUUUAAGUUUUUGGUCUUUUAUAUUUUUUUCUGGUCCAAUUUGGGAAAAAAUGUUGAAUCAGCUCUCUAGGUGCCAUACUUCCAGAGAUAUGAACACUUUUGUAACGCACGUCAUGCUAGUUAGCCAAAAAUUUGUUAGCCCCUAUCUCACUAAUUAGAUGGCUUUGAACAAAAAUUUUUGAGCUCUGACAGUUUCUCCUGAAGGCCAAUCACAAAUUUCAUCAAAAUCUGUGACGUGAGUGGAGAUUCUUGGUUGAAUUGACAUGGAAUGACCCAAUAGUCUUUCAUUAUGAGUAUAGAUGUAUCUAUAUUGCCUUUGGCCAAAAUGAGUUUGAAAAAUGUUGGCAUAUCGGCUAAAGGCAAAAAUUAUAUGUCUUGCAUCCCCACCAUAAAUAUCCAUUCAUAGUGGGGAUGCACGAUUACUAGCUGCACUUGAACAUACAAACCCCUUCAUGAGUAAAAUAGAAAAUGGAGAUUUCUCUGCUACGCCCCAAAGUCUAAUUUUCCUGCCUGCCUUUUGCUUUCUUAAGUGGAGGUUAAAUAUCAAUCAAUCACUGAACCAGUGCAGUUUCAGACACUGGCUAAGUUUUCAGACACAUAUUCACAAAAAGCACCUACCAGUUUUACACUGGAUAUACAGAGCACCUCAGUACCACAGGAAGGAGGAAAACCAGCUGAGUUCUUAAAACCCUGAUGGGUAAAAGAGCAACUGAAUACUCUAAGUGAUGGGCUGCAUGGAGGUUUAUGUAUAUAUGAUCUCUGUGAUGAAGCAUUUUAUAGCCCAGUGUCUGUGAGAGGGAAUCACAAUCUGACCUUCUGUCUUUCUUUCUCUAAGGUUAUAAAGUUCUGUCUCUCUUGGAGAUGCCUGCCAGUGAAACAGCCUCUACAGACCAGGCAGAUGUUUACAUUCACAUCACCUUUAUUAAGAAAUGGGACAUCUGUGCUGGUGCAGCACUCCUGAAAACACUGGGUAAAUUAGAAUCCAUAUUAUUCAAUUAUUCAAUACACUUUUUCCCCAGAUAUUCUUGUUGGUCAAGUGUAAAGUGUGGAGCUUCUGAUCAGUUCUAAAGAAGACUCAACCUGAAUUUGAUGCAUCUAAAUGAGCUAACAAAGCUCCUGUUUCUAAACAUAAAAAAGGUCUUCUGGCUUUUAUUUCUAAAGUGGAUUUUUAAUUGUUGUUGUACACUGUGACAACUUGCUAUGCCCAUAAUCACAGGAGGCCAAAUGACAACCCUUAAAGGAGAAGACAUUGACUACAGUGACACACCACUGAACAAAGGAGGACUGGUGGCCAGUGUUGGUGUGGACCAUAAGGCUGUUCUGGAGAGAUUACCAAACUGGGACCCUGAAAAGCACUGA